AUGCAUCUGAGCGCGAACGAGGGGAUCGAGGGCGUGCGGUUCGCGGUGACGGGCGGGCAGGGCUUCGUCGGCGCCGCACUCUGCCUCGAGCUGCUCCGCCGCGGCGCCCGCGAGGUCCGCUCUCUCGACCUCCGCGCCGUCUCCGCCUGGUCCCCGCAGCUCCUCGACGCUGGCGUCCGCCUCAUCCAAGGGGACGUGAGAAACAAGGAUGAAGUGGGGAGGGCAUUCCGCGGAGUGGACUGUGUUUUCCACCUUGCUUCUUACGGCAUGUCAGGGAAGGAGAUGGUGCAGGCCGGGAGAUGCGAUCAGGUCAAUAUAAGCGGGACCUGCAACGUGCUCGACGCUUGCCAUGGAAAUGGUGUCAGAAGGCUUGUUUAUGUAAGCACUUACAAUGUUGUGUUUGGAGGGAAGCCGAUCACCAACGGGAAUGAGGCGCUGCCUUAUUUUCCUAUCGAAGACCAUGUCGAUGCUUAUGGGCGCAGCAAAUCAGUUGCUGAACAGUUGGUACUGAAGAGUAAUGGACGGCCAUCAAAAAGUGAUAAAAGUACACGUCUUUAUACAUGUGCGAUUCGCCCUGCUGCUAUAUAUGGCCCAGGUGAAGAGCGUCACCUUCCAAGAAUCCUGUCCCUUGCAAAGUUGGGAUUAGCAUUCUUCAAGAUUGGGGGCCCAGAUGUCAAGACAGAUUGGGUCUAUAUCGAUAAUCUAGUUCUUGCUCUGAUAUUGGCAAGCAUGGGACUUCUAGAUGACAUUCCUGACAGGAAGGGACCCCCUGUAGCAGCUGGUCAGGCGUAUUUCAUCUGCGAUGGAUCACCAUGCAAUACUUUUGAAUUUAUCAUCAGCCCCCUAUUUCAAAGUUUGGGUUAUGCUGCUCCUCGAGUGACGAUGGAUACCUCUGUCGCCCUUGCCAUUUCAAGAAUAUUUUUAUUCAUAUCUACUUUGUUCUAUCCAUGGCUUGAUAGUAAAUGGAUCCCGCAGCCUCUAAUUCUUCCUGCUGAAGUGUAUAAGGUUGGUGUUACACACUACUUUUCGUUCCUGAAAGCUAGAGAAGAACUUGGUUAUGUACCUAUGGUGAGCCCCCGGGAAGGCUUGGCUGCAACUAUCUCAUAUUGGCAGGAGCGGAAGAGAAGGGAACUAGAUGGCCCAACCAUAUUUACUUGGCUGGCUGUAAUAAUUGGGACGCUGGCUGUAUUUUCUUCUGCUUAUCUUCCACCAGUUGGCCCGUUGAAAUGGGUGCUUGACAUCCAUUUGUUUGUUUUUCGAUCAAUGUUGGUGAUCCGGCUGGUCUUUGUGACAGCAGUUGCAGCGCAUCUUGGUGAAGCUGUGUAUGCCUGGUUCUUGGCCAAAAAGGUUGAUCCAAGGAAUGCUACAGGAUGGUUUUGGCAAACCUUUGUUCUAGGGGGGUUCUCUCUCCGGUAUCUUCUCAAGAGAGCCAGAGGGUAA
Miscanthus lutarioriparius is the source of this 1440-nucleotide messenger RNA. The record is from the annotation of a GenBank genome assembly. NCBI's taxonomy places the organism in Eukaryota, Viridiplantae, Streptophyta, Magnoliopsida, Poales, Poaceae.